AUGGCAGCGACGGAUGCCAUACGACCGGAGCUUCCGGCUAAAACACGUUUACAUCAAGCACAAGCUGAUGAAUUUCAAAAGGAAUACUACUUCAAACACGAUCAAAUUGUCUCAGCACUUUUGCCGUUGAAAAAGGAUGCUUCUGAAAGUGUUUCACGGCUUUUUAGGUAAUAAUUUUGUUAUUUAUUGAUAAGUUGUGUUUAACAAUAUCUUUUUUAGUUUGGUGUAUAUUUUUUGAGCAUAGUUUUAUAAACUAUUAGGUUAAAAUUGAUAAGAUUUUGCUUGUUUACUUUCGUCAUGAAUAAUAUUGUUGAGGGUCAAUGGUUAUAUCUAACUGGUUUCUUGUCCCAAUAUGCUGUUUUUGAUGUUAAAAGAUAGAUAAAAGUUUUUAGAUCGUAAAAAUAUGUAAUUUAUGUAGUUAGCCAAUGGUAACAUUGCUAAAAAUUUGAUUUAGGACACAAGCAGGAUCAUUGCCAGAGCCGGCUCAUAUCGCUACGGAACGAUUCGAAAACCUUUUUAUCUUGCCGCCAGCUGAAAAAUACGAAGCGUCUGAACCUCAUGUAACUUGUGGUUACUCCGUUUGGGUUACACCUGAGGAUGCACCGAGAUAUCAGGUAAAUAUUAUAUUGUAGUAGGCAAAAUUUGAUUGUUAAACUGGAUUUUUAGUUGAAAAAGAUAGUUUUUGGUGGGGAAAUUGUAAAAUAAGGAGUGACGAAAGUGUACAAAGGUUUCUGGAUAUGAAAUUUUAGUUUUUUGAUUUAAAAUUAUAUUGAAAAACUCAGAUAUUACUUAUUUUUGUCUAAUCUAUCCUAUUGUUUUAGGAAAAACGAACGUUAGAUUUCAUUUUUUACGAUCAUGUUUCAAAGACCGGACGUCACGAUACCGCCAAGGAGUUCUUUGUUGGAGUAACAGGAUCAAAGUCUCGAGAUGCUGUCACUUUUCUCAUCAACGCUCUUCUCACUUUGCGUGAUCUUUCCAACGAUCACAUCAAGUUCGUGGAUGUCACGGUGAAGCGUGUAGCGGCUGAUGCCGUAGUCAUUGUACCGACUUCGAAGGAUUGUGAAACUGAUGAUGAAGUUGAGGAUGUUAUGGCAGGUCAUGUUCAGACCAUGUUGGAGUACGCGUACCCAAAUGCUUUGACAUUUGAUGCUAUUGUGGAGGAUUUGAGAUGUGAUAGAGAUACUGUGGCCGGAUUCAUCGAGGAAUUGGUGCAGAAAGGCAUUGCGGAAAAGCUGGAGAGUGGAGAGAUUAUUAGAGUCAAUAACUUUGCUCGUAAGUUUGGGUUUUGGUUAAGAAAGUGGAUAUUGUAGUAGGUGAGCUGACUUCAUUUGGCAAUAACAUUUUGUUUACAGUAGCUGGGGGGUUUGAAAUUUGGCAUAUUUGUAUAGUAUUCAUUUCUAAAGGUAUUUAAGGAAAAAAAGAUCUCGAAUUAUUUUAAAAUUUUAAAGAGACAGUAGUUUUACCGUACCCUAUUUUUCAAAAUAAUUUUUUAAAUUUAGAUGAUUCUAACUGAUAUAAAAGUUAAAAUGAUCAAUUUCAGACGUCGGUGAGACCAAAUUCUCGAAGGCAGUCAAAGAAAAACCACCAACAAUAGCUAUAGUAACAUGUCUGUUUGUGGAGAACUUGGCCGUAUCUUCUUGUGUCGAGAACGCCAAUACAUUACACAUGUACAACUUGAAUGGGGACUCGAAUGUGUACACAGUGGGUAAUAUAGGACCUCAUCGCGUGGUAGUAACAAAGCUACCGAUCAUUGGGGACAGUCGAGAAGCUACGAUCAGUUCUGGAUCAGUUACUACAAGAUUGUUGGGCAAUUUCCAGGCAGUAGAGCACGUUUUAAUAGUAGGCGUUGGUGGUGGAGUGCCACAUUACACGGAUCCAGAACAGCACGUCAAGUUGGGUGAUGUUGUAGUAAGCUCAACAUCGAAUGGCAAGCAUCCAGCUUAUGUUUAUGGAUCAAGUGUGGUAAAAGACAGAAUAUCUGGCAAAGUUACUGGGUUAUCAGCUCAUAAAUCGUCACCGAAGAAGGAGGUAUUUGUGGAUCUACUGGAGACAAGGUGGGUUGAAGUUUAAAUUUUUGGAGGAUUUUUUGUUUUUUUCGGUAUUUUUUAUUUGUUUUUGACGAAUGUAUGGAUAUUAUAGCAUUAAAAUUCAUUUAUCGUAUGUUAACGUGUAGUAGCUUUAAAGUUGAACUUAAAACUCAGUGUUCUUUUCUUAAAAAUGGUCGUUUUUAUACCUAAAAUUUAAAAUAUUUGGUUUUUCAUACCUCAAUUUCCAUUUUCAGAACAAAAGAUAUCCGUAAAAAAUGGCACAAGUACAUCAACGAACUUAUCAACCAAUUAAACGCCGAAAAACAACAAGACAACGACUUUAAUCGACCAUCAGCCGACCUAGAUGUGAUUGCCCUCGAGAGUGGUGACAAUGAUGCCAUAGUUGUUCCCCAUCCAAACGCCGACCGUACCGACCCAGAAUGGCACGUAGGCACAAUAGCAUCGAUGCUACGAUACGCUCCACCAAUCGUCCUGGAUGAACAAGACAAACCAAUACCACAGCCUUCAGCUCAAGCCCUCAGGAAUGGAUUUUUGUCUGAAUUCAACGCCAGGGCUUUCGAUGGCGGAUUCGACUCGGUUAUUCAGUCGAUUGUUGGCAAUUGCAUCGACUCAUAUGCGUUGAUAAGAUGUGUAGCGGAUUAUCACAAUGGCUCGACUAGAAUUGCUAGACCUUGGCAGGUAAAGAGUGGUUUUGAAGAUUUGAGGGGUGUUUUUGAGGGAAUUUGAUGGGAUUUUAGGUAUAAAAAACUUGUUAUUGUAGAUGUUGGGUAAAAUUUUGAAAAAUGGUUUUAUGAGGUUUGUAAAGCAUUAAAAGGUGCGUAUUGUCUUAAGGUUUUAUUGACGUCGAUGGCUGGUAAAAAAAUUACAGCUUUUUGAAUUUGGCAAAAGUUGAAAUUUACUCAGAAAAUCGAUUUUUUUGCUUUUUUCGUCUUUAACUCAAUUUAACUAUAGUAUAAACAAUGAUAUAAUAAAAAAUUUUUAAAGGAAAUUUUGCAAAAUGUCUUAAUUGAUGUCAAGAUAUUAAUUUUCUUAUUUUUCAGGCUUACGCCGCGGCGAACGCAGCCGCCUUCACCAAAGCCCUUCUCGAAUCUCUACCCGCGAAUAAAUAA
Bursaphelenchus okinawaensis is the source of this 3157-nucleotide messenger RNA. Lineage: Eukaryota; Metazoa; Nematoda; Chromadorea; Rhabditida; Aphelenchoididae. The record is from the annotation of a GenBank genome assembly.